Chenopodium quinoa (quinoa) is the source of this 303-nucleotide messenger RNA. RefSeq names its product mini zinc finger protein 3-like. Gene Ontology annotation, molecular function: DNA-binding transcription factor activity; transcription cis-regulatory region binding. Gene Ontology annotation, biological process: regulation of developmental process; regulation of DNA-templated transcription. The transcript has a single exon. NCBI's taxonomy places the organism in Eukaryota, Viridiplantae, Streptophyta, Magnoliopsida, Caryophyllales, Amaranthaceae. The record is from RefSeq and is a predicted model, not a curated record. Bases 1 to 303 code for a protein of 100 amino acids. Gene Ontology annotation, cellular component: nucleus.
AUGGGCAAAACUCGAGCAACCGCGGCGUCAAGGUCAGAACCUAGGAGGGGCUCAAUAGAUUACUCGACCGCCUCUCAAGUCAAGGCCAGCGUAAACUAUAGGGAGUGUCAACGAAAUCAUGCUGCUUACGCCGGAGGUUAUGCAAUAGAUGGAUGUAGAGAGUUCAUGCCUAGUGGAAAUGAAGGUACUAAUCGCGCUCUUGUGUGUGCUGCAUGUGGUUGUCACCGGAACUUCCAUCGUCGGGAAGUCGAUUCCGGGGUUGAUUCCGAGUCCUCCUCGGCAAAUUCAUCAACGGGACCUUAA